Molecule: messenger RNA, 1531 nt
Organism: Aphidius gifuensis
Lineage: Eukaryota; Metazoa; Arthropoda; Insecta; Hymenoptera; Braconidae
Product: F-box/LRR-repeat protein 2-like
Exons: 3
Coding region: 44-1435 (463 amino acids)
Biological process (GO): SCF-dependent proteasomal ubiquitin-dependent protein catabolic process
Cellular component (GO): SCF ubiquitin ligase complex
Source: RefSeq, a predicted model, not a curated record
UAUAAAAGAAUUGAUUCUUUCAAAAAUUUGUGAUUCAAGUAUCAUGCCAGUAGUUGCUGAAUACUGCAAAAAUUUAACAACACUUGAUUUUGGAAUUUACAUAAAUAAAGAUGAUCGUUAUACUGAUCACUUUGGUGAAGCAUUCAAACAGUUGAAGCAAUUAAAAGUCGUUAAACUACAUAUAUCUGGAAAUAAAUUUCAAUGUCAAAUGCUGGAUAGUCUUCCAAACGAUAUAAAUGAAAUUCAUUUAUAUUUUAGACCUUAUGAAUCGACAAAAACGUUGUAUGUAAACCAAGGCUCACGUAUAGAGUUUCAUAUUUUAACUCAUUAUUUAUCACUAUCACUUUUCUCUUUGAGAAAAUUUACCAAUCUUCGAAGUUUGACAAUACGUUCUUGCGACAUCACCGGCAUUAUCAAAGAAAUAUCAAAAAAAACAACACUUGUUUAUCUUGAUCUGCAAAACUGUCAGACUAAUAAUGAGAUUUUUACAUUCAAUCAACUUUUAAAGUUGGAACAUCUAAACAUUCAAAAUGUGUCCUUCAAGGAUAGUCAAUCAGAAAAUAUUCCAAACCCAAUCAGUGGUAUUUUCAAUGCUUGCAAAAAUCUAAAACAUCUUGAUGCACCAGAUUUUGAUGUUGAUCUGGCUGAAAUUAAAAUGGAAAACUGGGUAAACUUGAGAAACUUGGUAUAUCUAAAUAUUCGCUGGCAAGCUAGUGAUCCAAUAAUCAAAAAAAUCAUCAAGUAUUGCAAUAAUUUAGAAUUCAUAAAGAUUGAUGAAUUAAAUAGUGAAUCUAUUAUAAAAUUAACAAAAUUAGAAAAUCUUAAUUAUUUAAAAUUUGCGAGCACAAAUAAUAUCAAUAAUGAAGUAAUGGUUGCAAUUUCAAAUAAUUGUAAAAAACUUAAACAUCUGGUAAUUCACGGGUCUAAUAUAGAGGAGGCAUCGAUUUUCGAUGAUUUAUCAAAAUUGCAAUAUAUUGAAAAUUUAAAUUUGGCAUUUUGUGACAAACUUGGAGAUAGUACUAUCAUUGCUAUUGCUGAAAAUUGUAAGCUCUUAAAAUGUUUGAAUAUUGAAAAAUGUUCCAUCACUUCAAGUGCUUAUAUGGCUUUAACGAGUUUAAAAAAUUUGAAAGAACUUAAUGUUGGAUCAAGCGAUAAUGUUGAAGACAAUUUUAUUGUCAAAUUAAGAGGAAUAAAAAAAUUAAAUUGUUCUGAAUGCAACAAUCUUACUGAUGCUGGUGUCAUUCAAUUUAUAAAAAAUAAUUCAGAUCUUGAAUUUCUUGAUAUCAGCUUUAUCCCAAAAAUUACAAUCAUCACGAUUAUUGCUGCAGAUGAGGUAUCUAAAAAUCGUACAAAUGAUACUUUCUUAUUUAUAAGAGCUCCUUUUUUAGAUCUUGCAGAAGCUUGCAUUAAACCUCAAUGGUUAAUUUGUUAUUAGAUUGCAAUUGAAGUAUCUUUUUCCUCAGCAGGUACAUCUUGUAUUUUUACUACAUUUCUACAUAAGAAUAUCAUAUUUAAAAUAAUAAAAAUUAAA